This is a messenger RNA of Talaromyces stipitatus ATCC 10500, 2023 nucleotides long. Its product is annotated as kinesin family protein. The record is from RefSeq and is a predicted model, not a curated record. Gene Ontology annotation, molecular function: microtubule binding; ATP binding; microtubule motor activity. Gene Ontology annotation, biological process: mitotic spindle organization; microtubule-based movement. Bases 1 to 1986 code for a protein of 661 amino acids. The transcript has 2 exons. NCBI's taxonomy places the organism in Eukaryota, Fungi, Ascomycota, Eurotiomycetes, Eurotiales, Trichocomaceae.
AUGACGCCCGAGGCGCUUCUAUACAGCCACAACAGCAACCGGCACUCAGACUAUCAGUUUGCGCAUUCAUCGACGAGUUCUAUUUCAGGUGCUUCGGGGAUUAGUGGGAGUACUGCGGCCACGAGUAUGUCGAUGAUGUCGUCUAACAUGACAAUGCAAUCUACGGCAUCGAGUCCAUCGUUGAGGUCCCGCGAAAGUGUUAUUGUGCCUAGCCAUGGGAUGACUGCGCCUCCGAGUCCUUCGCCGGGGGGGAAUGUCAAGGUUGUGGUGAGAGUUCGCGGGUUUUUGCCACGAGAGAUAGAAAGAGAUGCAGACUGCCUGAUAUCGAUGAAUCCAUAUACACAAGAGACGACACUCCACGCUCCAGAAGUUGAUACAUCGAAGCCCCGAUCACAAGCACGAGGAAAGGUCUACGAAGACAAGACAUUUACUUUCGAUCGAUCUUUUUGGUCCCACAACGAAUCUGAUGAGCAUUACGCAGAUCAGGAAGAAGUAUACAACUGUCUGGGUGAAGAGUUCCUAGACCACAACUUUGAGGGCUAUCACACAUGCAUAUUUGCAUAUGGCCAGACUGGAUCAGGAAAAAGUUAUACUAUGAUGGGCACACCGGACCGACCAGGUUUAAUUCCGAGAACAUGCGAAGACCUCUUUCAGAGAAUCGAGGAGGCUCAAUCUGUUGACACUACCUAUCAUGUUCGGGUGUCGUAUUUUGAGGUCUAUAAUGAACAUGUCCGCGACCUUCUGGUACCACGAACCGACCCUCCACACUAUCUCAAGAUCCGCGAGUCACCGACGGACGGGCCGUAUGUCAAGGAUCUUACGGACGUCCCUGUAAGAAGUUUUGCGGAUAUAAUGAAAUUAAUGAGGAAAGGAGAUAUGUCUAGAACGGUUGCCAGUACUAAGAUGAAUGAUACUUCGUCCCGAUCUCAUGCGGUGUUCACUAUUGUGCUCAAGCAGAUUCAUCACGAUCUCGCCACAGAUGAGACAACUGAAAGAACAGCGCGAAUACGGCUUGUUGAUUUAGCUGGAUCGGAACGUGCUAAAGCAACCGAAGCGACAGGUCAGCGACUCCGAGAGGGCUCGAAUAUCAACAAGUCGUUGACCACACUGGGGCGCGUGAUUGCCGCACUGGCUGAUCCAAAGCAGCACCGACCGGGAGGACGAAGAGUCAAAGAGGUUGUUCCUUACCGUGAUUCAAUCCUUACCUGGUUGCUAAAGGACAGUCUUGGUGGAAACUCAAAGACUGCAAUGAUUGCUUGUGUUGCGCCGUCGGAUUACGACGAGACUCUUUCCACCCUUCGAUAUGCCGACCAAGCCAAACGUAUCCGCACUAGAGCCGUCGUCAAUCAGGAUCAUGUCUCUGCAGCUGAGCGAGAUGCGCAGAUUGCAGAAAUGGCCGAGCAAAUUCGCGUUCUCCAGCUGACGGUCAGCCAGAAUGCAGCAAGCAAGCGCGAGAGCGAAGCUCAGAACGAGAAACUAGAAGAAUACCAGCAACAAGUCGAAAAGAUGCAGCGGUUGAUGGAAGAGAACAAGAUGGUCAGUGAAUGCAAGAUCCGACAACUCCAGACGGAGAACGAAGCGCUUCGGAAUCACCUAAGACUAGCACUGGAUAGUCUGAAAAAUCCAAUUCCAGCUAUUCCGUUACGUAAACGCGAUACCAGUCUUGGUUCACUGAAAAGCGAAGAGCAUCCAGUGGAAGAUGCUCCUCCAGAGCGAGACGUUGUCACACCAGAACCACCAGAAGAGGAGGAGGAGGAGGAGGAGGAGGAGGAGGAGGAGACCAGCGGUAUCUGGGAAGACGAGCAAGACAGUUCUGACGAACACGACGAAGAAGCUCAGGAGGUCCAGGCCGACAUGGAGAAUUUGCUGAACGAGCUUAGCCUGUUUAGACGGAAGCUGAAUGAUGACUAUGAACGUUUUGAGAUCACCAAAUCCAAGGAUACUCGAAAGAGAUAUCCAUUUGGCAAGCUCUCGAUCAACAAUUGACGUCGUUUAAGAGCGGUUACUGCAUCCAAAGUUUUUA